Molecule: messenger RNA, 5266 nt
Organism: Heterocephalus glaber (naked mole-rat)
Lineage: Eukaryota; Metazoa; Chordata; Mammalia; Rodentia; Bathyergidae
Product: dolichyl-diphosphooligosaccharide--protein glycosyltransferase subunit 4-like
Cellular component (GO): oligosaccharyltransferase complex
Source: RefSeq, a predicted model, not a curated record
CUCUCUCAAAAGGAAGAAGGAAAAAAAAAACUUAUAAAUUUAGUACUACAAGGAUUUUCCCUUAAAAUCAGAUUGCUGGCUUCUUGUGAAAAGCCCACAAAGUUCUGGUGACUCAAGGCUGUAUUCUUAGCAGUAGCAAUAAGAGGGAACUGAAUAUCAGCCACCCCUCUAAAUUCUGCACAAGUGCCCCAACCUGCCUCUGACCCACCCAACCCUUUGAGAUUCUGUGAUACCUGCUUGGCCUCUGAGGGCCUUGCGUUUGUAACCCCUGGUGGAGGGAGGACACCACCAUCUGAAGUUCCUUCCAGCUCACUCUGGGUCUUUGUAUCUAGCCUUGUUUCUGAGGAAUUGUUUGUAAAUUAGUCUAUAUAAGAUAUAACUCAUGCUGCAAGACAUUAUAUGCUAGAUACACUUUUAUAAGCACUAUUUCAGACCUCAUUUAGUCUUUAUCACAGUCAUUUUAUUAGUCCCACUUGACAGAUAAGAACAUCAAAGUGAAGCCAUGUAUUUAAGGUCACAUAUAAAACAAAUGAUAGAACUUUCCAAGGUUCAGACCCAAGUAGUCUGGUGCCAGAGCCUGCCUCUGACCGCUGUGCAGACCUACCAACAAAGUGGGCUUGAAAGGGCCCCAAAGGCUAGGUGAGCAGAUGGAGUUAGUAUCACAGUACCUUUUUGAAAUGUUAGUUGAAAUGAAUGCUUAAAGGAGGUGGCAUGAUCUAAGUCAAGGUGAGGAGUUACAAUUUAACCUCGGGAGUAGUCAUCCCCCUUUGACAGGUGCUGUUAGAACAGGACAGGGCAGUGGCAGUGAAAUGUCACGUGUUGAGGGAAUAGCUGGGAUCCAGCUGUCUGAUACCUGGUGUGCAUCUGUUACCUCUAAGACUGUCUUCCCCGUUAAUAUGGAUAUCCUGUCAGCUUACUGGUAAGAACCUGGGAAGAUAGAGGAAUAAGAGGAUAUUUCCAGGGAACUCCAGCAAGGUGUCUUGGAUCCUCUUUUUCAGUCUGGGAGCAUCACAGUUUCUGGGUCUGGAUUGGGAGGAUAUAUUAAUGAUAAUCCUACCUAAAAAUUAUUGAAGACUUAAUGGUGGCUAGGAGCUACUCUAUAUUUAUAAACUCAGAACCUUGGCUGAAUCUCAGAAAAGUCACCUGUUCAAGAUGUUUUAGUCAGAAUUUAAAUCCAGGCACUCUGGCUCCAGAGCUCAUAGUCUGAACUCCUGUGUUGUACUUCCUCCACUUAAAAGUGCCCCUCCUAGACAUGCUCAGACCCCAAAGGGAGGGGUCACCUUUGCAAGGUGAGGCCCCCAUACCUUCUGGGCUUCCAGGCUGGAGACCUCAACAGGUUUUUUUGUUGUUGUUUUUCCUUUUGGUUGUGCUGCGGAUCAAACCUGUGGCCUUGCUUGUGCUACCACUAAGCUACAGCCCCAAGACCCCCAGCACCUUUAAAGAACUAACCUUGAACAAUGUUGGAUAGAGGCUUUGGACCAAAAAGCUGCCAAAUUGCAGGGGAUGGUGUAUAAGUGUGGCUGAGAUUGAUUUACAUGAAUGAUAGCUGUAGCAGAUACUUAUGCUUACCACGUGCCUAUCACUAUUCUAAGGGCUUUAUGUGGAAAUGGAGGCAGAAGGGUGAAUGAAGUAAUCUGGCCAAGAGCACUCUGUUCAGAGGUGGCAGAGUGAAAAUUUGAACUCAGGUUUUAGGGCCAUGGGCAAGGAAUGGGGAUAGGAUGAAGCUUUUGGAUUUCAGGCAAUUACAGGAAACAGGAAACCAUUAAAAUAUUUUUCGAGUGGGAAGCAAGGAUUGGCCUGGAAAGGCAGGUUGGGUGGGUUUGAGGUGCUGCCAAGGACAGACUAGGGUUUCUUGGAGAGUGCAAGGCCCUAGAUCUCCAGCCGGCGUUCCUGUUUUUAUAAUUCUCAGGCUGUGGCCAGCCUCCACCCCAGUGCAGGGCUAAGCAGGGCUCCUCAGGAACUACACGGUCAUUCCAGUCAGGGUAAUUUCCUGCCUUCUCAGCCUUGCCUACCUGCUUCUUGGCUGAGAAGGGAGGAAGGAGGAGGCCAGAAGCACCAGGACAGGCCCAAAGACCUGUAUUGAGGGUUUUCCAACACCACCCUCAGCCCCACCCCCAGGACCCAGUGUGCCAUCUUCUUCUAGGAUUCCCAGCUGGAACAGAAGCCAGGGCUGGAGGAAUCCAGAGACUUGGAGGAUCCCUGAGUACCACACUCCAGAGGUCCUAGUCAGAGGCUGAAGAUGGCCUUAUGGUGGGCCAGUGUAGUACUGCCCUCUAUCAGAUGACUUCUUGGCUAGGAGCAUCAGUAUUAUCACACAUGGUGACAGCCGGUGCCAUGGACCUGUACCAGACUGGCCCUCCUCCUUGGGCUGGUUGUCAGUGGAGUACUGGCAGGAACCCCAGCCUUUCCAUCAGAAACAAGGACUGGGCUCUCAGUCUCUGCCUCCCACCUCCUUGUGGGAACUGGGGCAGAGGACUUCAGCUUCCUGGGCCUUGAUGUCCUAACCUACUCAGGCAUUCUUGGCUUUGUCUCCUUUUCUUCUAGGCCAGUGAUGGCAAACCUUUUAGAGCUUUCAGUGAUAACAAACAGCCUGCUGCAGCCCACAUACCAUAGGUUUGGCACCAUUGCUUUAGGCUAACUUGGGGUGUUACUACAUUCCCUGUAUUGAGCUCCCAGGCCCCUUAGCACCUUGUCCUUUAUGAAACUUGCUUGGAGCUGAACAUGUUAGUGCACACCUGUAAUCCCUGCACUCAGGAGGCUGAUGCAGGAGGAUUGCCAUGAGUUCGAGCCCAGCCUGGACUACAUAGUGAGUUCAAGGCCACCCUGAACUACCUAGAAAGACCCUGUUGUGUGCACCCCACCCCCCAAAAAAAACUUGGUAGGAAGGCUUCUGUGUGUCAUGCCCUGCACCUGAUGCUGGGGAUGCAGAAAUGAUUGGACUGGAUUGCCAUCCUCCACAAGCCCACAUUUCAGUUGAAGAGGCUGAAGUUCAGUGAAAACAGCAAAUACCAGACUUGAGGCAGCUGCAGAGGUUAUGUUUGAGUGAGGCGUGAAAGCAGAAAGAGCUGGUGGAGAAGGAUGGGAGAGCAAAGACAGGGCAGAGAGCAAAGGCAGAUGUAAAGGUCUGGGCACUCGUGGGAACCGGUCCUGUCUUGAAAUGGAUAAAAAUCAAGUUGGAGAGGUUAGGGUAUAGCUCAGUGGUAGCACAUGCACAAAUGCCAAUCUCUGUGAGGAGUGGGGGGAGAAUUGACUCCUCCUGCUUACCUCAGAAGUGGGGGAAGUUCAAUGAUAACAGUGGAGCUGGUUAGGAAGAUCACCGAGGUGCAUCUUGCCAUAUCUGCGAACAUGCUGGGCAUGCCACUCUUCUUGCUUAUCAUUCUCUAUCACUAUGUACUAGUCAACAAUUCCAAAAAACAAGAAUGAAAGUGGCACUUUCUCCACCCCGGGGCUCCAGGACAUGGUCUGAGCUCAGAUAAAGGGUGUGAGGGGCCUUCACACUUCACUUCAUCCCUUCUGCCCAUCACAGCAUACAAAGCAGCUACACCUGGAUUUUUCCAAAUAAUUCUUAUUUCCUCAAAGUCUUCUUAACCUUAUAGAACAAGAAGCUGCCAUUGAAUAGGGUCCAGUAUGGAGGCUGCUUUAUUUUCUACUCUCUCCCCUCUCAAUACAAAAAUACAAAUAUGUAUUUUUUGUGAUUCCCCCCGCCCCGCCAAAAAAAGAAAUGGGAUGGACAGCCAGGUACAAUGGCACAUGCCUGUAAUCCCAGCAUGUGGGAGGCUGAGGUAGAAUUCUGAGUUUGAGGAUAACCUGGGCUGCAUAGUGAGACUGUCUAAAAAAAAAAAUGGAGAGGGGAGAAAUAAGUAGCCCAGUUUGUGCUCAGUGCAGAAAAAAUGGACAUGUGAGGCUCAAUAACAGGGAUGUUGAAGAAGCAGUUCACAAAGUUCUACAAGUACUAAUGAAGCAACUCCCCUGGCCAGGCCCACACUGUAUUUGCUGCAGAUAAAAUGUUUAUUUAGGACAGGUCCUUGCUGUCACAGAUCUUCUGUUCUAGCAAAAGGAUACAACUAAUAAGCAAGUAAACAAAUAUCUAAAAAGGAUGAUUUCAGGAUAAGUGCUGUAAGAACGAUAAGACUAUUAGGACAGAGUUGAAGAGGCAGCGAUUUAAGAUUAAAGGUUCAUUGUAGGCCUCAGAGGAGGUGACACUUGAGGUGAGACUUGAGGGAUCCAACUGCUAAGAAUAGGACAAAGUUGAGCAUGGUGGCGCAUGCCUAUAAUCAUUGCACUUUGGGAGACUGAGGCAGGAGGACUGCAAGUUCAAGCUCAGCUCAGCCAUCUUAGUGACUUAGUGAGAUGAGACUCUGUCUCAGAAAUAUAAAAUAAAAAAGGGCUAGGGAUAUAGCUCAGUGAAGGCUGAGUGCAGUCCUCAGUACAAGAAUGGAAGAAAGGAAGGAAGGAAGGAAAAAAGGAAAGAAAAAAAGAGAGGAAGGAAAGAAAUUAGGAAGACAAGAAAGCACAAGUGUGGGGCUAGGGUGGAGCUCAGUAGUAGAGCACCUGCCUACCAUGCACAAGGCCCUGGAUAUUUCCAGUAUAAGAAAGGAAGUAGUAUAUGUGGGAGCUCUUUGGACAAGCUUGAGUGUUCCAGGAAGAUAUGGGGUUUCAGGAGCAGUGAUGGCUAGAAAAGUGUGAACCAAGGCCUACGUUGUAGGAGAUGAAAGCUCAGAGAUGAGCAGGGGUCAGGGCUUCCAUGGUCUUUUAGGUAUGUGAAAGCAUUUGGAUUUUGUUCUGUGAAGGAAGCCAUCGGGGAUUUAGGCAAGGGACUAGGUCAGAUUUGCAUUUUCAUAAGAGUCAGUCUGGUUGUUCUGAAGGAAAGGGACUGUAGGAAGCAAGAAUGAAGGCAGUAGCCAUAAUUCCAGCCAGGGCUGUGGGGCUUGGACCAGGGAGCUAGCAUAGGAAAUGAGGUUUAGAAAAGUGGCUGAUGAAGGGGCUGGGGAUUUAGCUUAGUGGUUCCACUGCCAGCCUCAUAAGUGCAAGGACCUAAGUUCGAUUCCCGGUACCAAAAAAUAAAAAAAAUAAAAAAGUGGCUGAUGGCUUGCCUAAGGAGUUGGGUGUUGGGUGAGGAAAUGAGCAGUAUCUAGUAGGCCAGGCAUGCCGAAUUUAUGGCCCACCGUUCCCCCUCCACCCUUUUGAGUGAGGAAUUGUCUUGGGCUAUAUAUAAAACAUAUAAUAUAGUUAAUAUAUACAAGUAAUAGAAAUUCUUUUUUAAAUU